This is a messenger RNA of Tachyglossus aculeatus (Australian echidna), 471 nucleotides long. Its product is annotated as cathelicidin-1-like. Gene Ontology annotation, cellular component: extracellular region. Lineage: Eukaryota; Metazoa; Chordata; Mammalia; Monotremata; Tachyglossidae. Gene Ontology annotation, molecular function: lipopolysaccharide binding. Bases 1 to 471 code for a protein of 156 amino acids. The transcript has 4 exons. The record is from RefSeq and is a predicted model, not a curated record. Gene Ontology annotation, biological process: defense response to Gram-positive bacterium; defense response to Gram-negative bacterium; innate immune response.
AUGGGGCUGCUACUCCUGCUCAUCCUGCUGGCCCAGACUGCGGGCGUCGCGGCCUACCCGUCGCAGGCGCUGAGCCACAGAGAGGCUCUGUCCCUCGCACUCGGCUCCUACAACCGACAGUCCGGCGGCCAACACGCCUUCCGCCUGCUGGAGGCCGCCCCUGCCCCGGCCCAGAGCUCCCGGGCACGGACUCAGGAGCUGAGCUUCACCCUGCAGGAGACCGUGUGCCCAAACGCGCCGGGCCUGGAACUGGACAAGUGCGAUUUCAGCCCCGAUGGGCUGGUGAGAGCCUGUACUGGACUUGUCUCCUUGGAAGACGACAGUCGUGGUAUCCUGGUCACCUGCGAUACCCUGGGCCGGGCGCCUCUGCGUGUCAAACGGACGAGGAGGCCCCUUCCGGCUCGGAAAUGUGGCAGGAUCGGGUGUUACGGGCUGUUGAGACGCCUCAAAAGAAUUGAUCAACUGAUAUGA